AUAAUUUGAAAAUGAUGACUAGUUUAAUUUCGAGGGAACAUUUGUAAAAUUUAGAGAAUUCAUAAAUGAGAAUGUAAAAUUGUGAGAAAUGAAUGCAUAAUUUUGUAGCAGGGAAGAGCAUCAAGAAGGAUGAACAAUCUCCGGUUGGUGGCGGGCGGGUCCCUCCUCCACGAGCACGAGCAGGAAUGGUGGCGGCAGGUCCUGGAUCCGGGCGGCGAGAUAGUGAACCGAUGGAACCGCAUCUUCUUCGCGAUCUGCAUGAUCGCUCUGUACAUCGAUCCCCUCUUCUUCUACCUGAUCCGUGUGGAGCCCCAGCACAACUGCCUCAGCAUCGAAUACCACCUCGCCGGCUUCCUCGUCCUCAUCCGCACCAUCGUCGACCUCUUCUCCGCCAUCCACAUCCUCAUCAAGUUCCGCACCGCCUUCAUCGCCCCCAACUCCACCGUCUUCGGCCGAGGCGAUCUCGUCACCGACACCAACCUCAUCGCCGCCCGCUAUCUCAAGCGCAACUUCGCCAUCGACCUCGCCGCCGCCCUCCCCCUCCCCCAGUGCGUGGUGUGGGGCGUGAUGCCAAUGUCAACAUCUCGAACCAACAACCAUGUGAAUCACACCAUCAGUCUGCUAAUCAUCCUUCAAUACAUCCCGCGCCUCAUCAUCAUCUUCCCUCUCAAUUGGCGGAUCAUCAAGAACACCGGCGUCGUCGCCAAAACUGCUUGGACCGGAGCAGCCUACAAUCUCAUCCUUUACUUGUUAGCAAGUCAUGCUCUGGGAGCAAUUUGGUAUUUGAUGUCUGUGGAGAGAAUCUACUCAUGCUGGAGAGAUUACUGCGCAGUGGAAGGGAGAUCGGUUUGCAACACUGGCUAUUUCGAUUGCGUAUCCACUCUCCCGGGGCGUGAAACUUGGCAUAACUCCACGCUCGUCUUCCAGAGAUGCGAUGGCAGAACUGGCGUUUACAAUUUCGGAAUGUUCGAGAUUGCUUUGCACGAUCACAUUGCCUCGGUCAAUUUCUUCGAGAAAUACUUUUAUUGCCUCUGGUUUGGCUUGAAAAGUCUGAGCUCAUACGGGCAGAGUAUGGAGGCGAGUGCGAAGGUAAGUGAGACAAUUUUUGGCAUUCUGGUUUGCAUUACGGGGCUACUCUUCUUCUCGCUUCUCAUAGGCAACGUGCAGACGUAUCUACAAUCUACAACAGCAAGACUUGAAGAAUGGAGAGUGAAGCGACGAGACACGGAGGAAUGGAUGCGACACCGGCAGCUGCCGCCGAACCUGCAGGAACGCGUGAGGCGAUUCGUGCAGUACAACUGGCUCUCCACCAGAGGCGUCAAGGAGGAAGAGAUUCUCCAAGAAUUGCCUCUCGACAUCCGCCGCGAGGUCCAGAAGCAUCUCUGCCUAGAUCUCGUUCGUCGCGUGCCUUUCUUCUCAAAGAUGGACAACCAGCUCCUUGAUGCAAUAUGCCAGCGGCUGGUGUCAUCCCUAAACACGAAAGGCACGUACAUCGUACGGGAGGGCGAUCCGGUGAACGAGAUGCUCUUCAUAAUCCGGGGGCAGCUGGAGAGCUCGACGACGGACGGCGGGCGCUCGGGGUUCUUCAACUCCAUAACCCUAAAGGUGGGCGAUUUCUGCGGCGAGGAGCUGCUCAAUUGGGCUCUCAUGGCCACCUCCCACCUCAACCUCCCGGCGUCCACGCGGACCGUCCGCUGCAUCACCGAGGUGGAGGCCUUCGCCCUCCGCGCCGACGACCUCAAGUUCUUCGCCUCCCAGUUCAAGCGCCUCCACAGCAAGCGCCUCCAGCACUCCUUCCGCUACUACUCCCACCAGUGGCGCACGUGGGGGGCCUGCAUCUUGCAGGCCGCCUGGCGCCGCCACCGCCGGAGGAAGCUCGCUGAUGAGCUCUCCAGGCAUGAGUCCAUGCUCAAUUUCCGCGAUCUAGACGACGACGACGAUGAUGGCUCCUCUCGCCGCGGGAGCACUUCAGUCACUGCUGCUCUCCUAGCUAAGAGAUUUGCCAAGAAUACAAGGAAAGGGAUCACUCUUCGCAAGCUCAAAAUUCUUGCUGGAGACUCCACUUCACCAAUACCCAAGCUCUUUAAGCCUCAUGACCCUUAAUUUAAUUUAUCUUUUAGUUAUUCAUUUGGUAUUUAGGUGAUACAUGAUUUUAGCAAUUGCUUUUAAUUUGCAACUCUAAUGGAGCAUAUGUUGGCCAAGCGCUACAGUGGUUAAUGUCUAAGGCCAAAGAUCUUAAAUUCGAGUUCAUUGUUUGGUCUUUAAAAUUCUAU
Messenger RNA from Salvia miltiorrhiza (redroot sage), 2273 nucleotides. Its product is annotated as probable cyclic nucleotide-gated ion channel 16. The record is from RefSeq and is a predicted model, not a curated record. Gene Ontology annotation, biological process: transmembrane transport; potassium ion transport. NCBI's taxonomy places the organism in Eukaryota, Viridiplantae, Streptophyta, Magnoliopsida, Lamiales, Lamiaceae. Gene Ontology annotation, molecular function: voltage-gated potassium channel activity. Bases 130 to 2103 code for a protein of 657 amino acids. The transcript has 6 exons. Gene Ontology annotation, cellular component: membrane.